Molecule: messenger RNA, 1735 nt
Organism: Gastrolobium bilobum
Lineage: Eukaryota; Viridiplantae; Streptophyta; Magnoliopsida; Fabales; Fabaceae
Product: flowering locus K homology domain
Exons: 7
Coding region: 159-1496 (445 amino acids)
Biological process (GO): regulation of gene expression
Cellular component (GO): nucleus; cytoplasm
Molecular function (GO): mRNA binding
Source: RefSeq, a predicted model, not a curated record
UAUCUAUAUAUUUACCUCACCUCACCCUCACCUCACCUUUACUUUCCUUUCCUUUCUGCUCUUUCCUCAACCCGAAACCCUAGAUUCCAUCAUUCUAACUCCCCCAAACUUGUAAUUGUUGCUCUACCUCGUAAUCAAGUGGAAUCAGUGAAACCCGUAUGGCUGAAGUUGAUCAGAACACAGGUGAACAUGACGCGGAGCAAAUAAUUGAGAACUCUGUAGAGCCCGAACAAAACGAAGGGCAGGUUGAGGAGCCUGUUGGUGUUGCUGAGCCUGAGAAGAAAUGGCCAGGGUGGCCCGGGGAGAGUGUGUUCAGGAUGUUAGUUCCUGCUCAGAAGGUUGGGGGUAUAAUUGGACGUAAAGGAGAGUUUAUUAAAAAAAUUGUAGAGGAGACACGAGCUCGUAUUAAAAUUCUUGAUGGUCCCCCCGGAACUGCAGAGAGGGCUGUAAUGGUAUCAGCCAAAGAGGAGCCCGAUUCUUCCCUUCCUCCUGCUGUGGAUGGCUUAUUGAGGGUUCAUAAACGGAUUAUUGAUGGUUUAGAGAGUGAUUUUACCCAUGCUCCUUUGGGUGUGGCAGGCAAGGUUUCUACAAAACUACUAGUGGCAGCUUCACAAGCAGGAAGUUUAAUUGGGAAACAAGGAGGAACUGUAAAAUCUAUCCAAGAAGCAUCAAAUUGUAUAGUCAGAGUUCUUGGAGCAGAAGACCUGCCUAUUUUUGCUCUUCAGGAUGACAGGAUGGUUGAAGUAGUAGGGGAUCCCACUGGAGUGCAUAAGGCAGUGGAGCUUAUUGCAUCCCAGCUUAGGAAGUUUUUAGUUGAUCGCAGUGUAAUACCAAUUUUUGAAAUGAAUAUGCAAAUGGCUAAUCCCCAUCAUGUGGAGCACAUACCACCCCACCAAUCAUGGGGUCCACCUCAGGGUCUUCCUCCAAAUGCUGGUGGAGGUCCUGGUUUUGGACCUACUCAAUACAUGCCACCUCCUCGACAACUUGAUAGUUACUAUCCACCAGCUGAGAUGCCUCCUCCUCCGGUGGACAAACAGCCCCAUCACGGUAUAUCUGCCUAUGGAAGAGAUGCUUCAAUAGGUGUUCAUGCAUCUUCAAAUACGCAAUCUGCACCUUCCAUAGUCACACAGAUCACACAGCAAAUGCAAAUUCCUCUAUCUUAUGCUGAUGCUGUUAUUGGAACAGCUGGGACAAGCAUAAGCUACAUUAGACGAGUUAGUGGGGCUACUGUUACCAUACAAGAAACGAGAGGUGUUCCAGGGGAGAUGACAGUUGAAAUUAGUGGAACUGCUUCUCAAGUCCAAACAGCGCAGCAAUUGAUACAGAAUUUUAUGGCUGAAGCUGCAACACCAGCACAGCCACAAACAGGUGGGCCUGCUCCAGACCAAGGAUACAAUUCUUACCCGGCUCAUGGUUCUGUCUAUGCUUCUCCACCUUCCAAUCCAGGACAUGCUGGAGGCUAUGGCUCAGUUUAUGGUGCAAAUUAUGGGUACUAAGCUCAGCAGUGCAACUAAAGCUGCCAUAAUUGAAAUGUAGAAUGCUGGGAACAGAUUUAUGUAAUAACUUAACAAAUAUUAGGACACUGCUAAUGCUUUGUUUCUGAAUUAUAUAAAAAUUGUGAUUUGUGUAUGACACUAUUGUUCCGUUUGUAUUGGUAGUCAUCUGGAAAGGUUAAAUUAUUCGUGGUCUUCUGAUGUAUUAUUAACUUUUUAUAUGAAUCGAUAUAGUUGGUGCA